AAUCAGUCCAAACCGGACUAAACGGACAUGGGUUCACUGGAGUUUGAAGGAUGAACGGACACAUGCCGGAUAUACGGAGUUAUUGAGUCUUACACACCAGCGAUGCGUCUUUACAAACAUUAUAUUACAUGUAAUAGACUGUGACGCCUCAGGAUUACUGGAUUAUAUACUGGAACACACUUCAUCUCAGAAGUGUUGAAGUGAAGGAGAAACUGAGGGAUAUGUGUUCAACGUCGCUCAUUUCAUUCCUUCAGUAAUCAUAUUUGUGCAGUGUUAUUCAUCAUGGCUGGACACGGAUGGUGGAAAUAUUAUCUGUGGAUUAAUAUCUUCACCUACAGGUUUAUAUUCUCAUCAUCCAAAUCACUGGAGACCAUCAUCUGGAGCUCUCAAAACCUCAAGUUCCAGAAGGCCAAAGGUCUGGCGAUUUAUCCUGAUAUCGGGGACAAGUUGGAUAUUAUCUGUCCCAAAGCAGACCUGAGCCAGCCAUAUGAGUAUUAUAAGCUGUAUCUGGUGAAGAAAGAUCAGGCGGAGGACUGCAGUACUGUUCUGGAUCCAAAUGUGCUGGUCAACUGCAACAAACCAGAGAAGGACAUCAAAUUCACCAUCAAAUUCCAGGAGUUCAGUCCAAACUACAUGGGCCUGGAGUUCAAGAAGAACGUCAAUUACUACAUCACCUCCACAUCUAACAGCUCUUUGGAAGGACUGGAGAAUCGUGAGGGAGGCGUCUGCAAAACUCGCUCUAUGAAGGUUAUCAUGAAGGUUGGACAGGGCCCAAGUGCAGUUCCACCAGUGUCACAGCAGACUGAACGGCCCAUGCUUGAAGCAGGUGCGGAUGUUUCCUCUGACACAGACCAUGACAGACUGCCAGGAGCAGCAAACACAGAAAUUAUUAACCAGAAUCCCAGCGACAGUGAUGACGGCAUUCUGGGCUCAAAGAUCGCCAUGUUCUCCACCAUUGGUGCUGGUUGCAUCAUCUUCCUCAUCCUCAUAAUUUUUCUGGUCAUUCUGCUCAUCAAGAUUCGCAAGCGCUCACGGAAGCCUACGCAGCCCCGAUCAACCUCCCUGAUGCUCAGCACCCUCACCAACCCCAAGAUGAUGGGCAACACCAGCUCCGAGCCCAGUGACAUCAUCAUCCCGUUACGGACAGAAAACAAUUACUGCCCACACUAUGAGAAAGUGAGUGGCGAUUAUGGUCAUCCGGUCUAUAUUGUACAGGAAAUGCCGCCGCAGAGUCCGACCAACAUCUACUAUAAGGUAUGAAGCUUCAUGAGAGCUGUUGGACAUUGUUUUUAUUGCACCGACUCUCUGAUAUGGAGACGUCCUUAAUCAUUCACCAGAACACAAAUAAUGGACGGAGAACCACAGGACAAAACAGAGAGAGGGACAUUUGUUUUGUGGGAGCCUGUAACCUCAGUCUUUCGCUCUGUGUGUCUCUCUUUCUCUUAUAUUUUAUUUGUAUUACUAUUUUUUUAUUUUUUUAUUUUUUUUUUUCACAUUUGUAUUGUUGCAAUGCAGUGCAUUUAAAUUCUCCUGGAACAAUCGAAAUUGAGUUUCCUGCAUAUUGAGCAACCAGAAGAGCGUUUUCCAUUUCAAGCAGAUCCUUUGGUUUCAAACAAUCCCUCAGGUGUAAAUUCAGCCUUUUCACGCUCAGGUAACAGGGCACAAGAUGACAAAUAAUGGUGAUUGUCCCCUUCUUAUACCUAAUAUUUGCCUUACAAGUUUUAAUCAGAUUCUUGCUCUUUCUCAUAAAGAUUCAUUUGCAGUUUUGCUUCAGGCUUCAGUUUUAUAGUGUGUGUAUUGUAUGUAAUAAUGAACAUUUCUUGAUGUCACUUUAACCUCUGUGUUUUAUUGUGUGUAUUGAUCAUUUGGCCCUUGUGCUAAACCAGCAGUUACUGCACGUUAAUGCAGGCCGAGGAGAAAUAUUGACAUGUGGAGGGUAAAUGGGCAGUUCAUCCAAAAAUCAUAAUUACUCACCAAACCUGCAUGACUUUGUUUCUUACAUGAAAUUUAAAAGAAAAAUGGCCAGGCUGGUCUUUUCCAAACAGUGAAAGUGAAUGGGGUACUGGGGCCGCUAAUAUCCAAAAAGACCAAAGGGCCCCAUUAAAAUAUUGUAAAACUGCUAUAUUCAACAGCUUUGUGUGAGGAAAAGACAUAAACUGAAGUCAUUGUUUACUAAAAAAGCAGUUCUCACAUCAAAUAUGCUGCCACAUCAGGUUUGAGUAAUGGCACUUUAUUUGAUGCGUGAGGUACUGUAUUGCUGUGAAUAACGAACAAGCUCACACAAAGCUGUUGUAUUACUGAGGAAAACAGCGAAAGACCUGGAAUACAGUCCAGAUGUGGAAUGAACUACUGUUAUAAUAUCUUAAUGGAGCUUUAUAACUCCAGUCCUAAUUCACUUUCUUUAAAUAAAAAUGAGUAGUCUUGAUAUUUCAUGGAAGACAGAUAGACACACUACCGUUCAAAAGUUUUGAAACACUUACUCAUUCUUUAUUAUAAUUUUUUUUCCACAUUUUAGAAUAAUAGUAAAGUCAUUAAAACUAUGGAAUAACAUAAAUGGAACUAUGGGAAUUAUGUUGUGACUAAACAAAAUCCAAAAUAAAUCAAAACUGUGUUAUAUUUUAGCAUCUUCAAAGUAGUCACCCUUUGCCUCUUGACAUUUUCUCAACCAACUUCUUGAGGUAUCACCCUGGGAUGCUUUUUAAACAGUAUUGAAGGAGUUUCCAUCUAUGUUGGGCACUUAUUGGAUGCUUUUCUUUAUUAUUUGGUCCAAGUCAUCUAUUUCAAAAACUUUUUUUUAUUAUUAAAUUUUAGUUUUAUAAUGAAAUAAAUUAAUAUGGUGGCACAAUUAUAUUUUUGUCUACAAAACUAAUUUCAAACAUUUAAGCAUAAGCCUUCAGAUCAAAAGAUUUUUAAGAUCAUGAAAAACAUUUCGGUCAAGUGUUUCAAAACAUUUGACUGGUAGUGUAUAAAUGAAGAAAUGAUGAUAAAAUAAACUGUUCCUUUGAUGCAUCUUGGUUUUCAAUAACAUAUAUUGCAAGUAUUUCACUUCAAAAUGUGGAUUUGUUUUGAAGUGCACUUUUAUGGUUGAUGAUACAAAAUACAAAAUGUGUUAGAAAUUCUUUUGGCCGCAGUAGAUAUAUUUGUGUCUAUCAGUGAGCUGGACUGCAGAAUGUUAUUUGCACGUGAGAGUGAUGACAAAAUUACUAAUGCAAAAACUCAGAGUGUGAUGCAUCUAAACAAGUCAGUUAUAAAACGACUCAUAUAAUACAUACAGUAUAUACUGUGAUGUAAGAUUUUGGUUAUACUGCCCACUCCAACUAUAAAUUGCCAGAAGAGAUAUAGUAAUGUAGCGAAAUGUCUUUCUGUCUAAUUGUUUUGGUCAAACUUGUCACUAAUGUGACACUUGUUACAUUUAUUGUGUUUCAUCAUCAUCAUCAUCAUCGGGCGGGCUUGUUAGGCGCGACAAUACUCUUCCACAACUUUCUAUCCUCUGCCAAUCUGGUGACCUCUUGCAUUAGAUGUUCUUUUUCCAAUUCCAGGCCUAAGUUUUCUCGAUAUUCUCGUUCAUUCGUAGACAGUGUCCGAUAAAAUGCAGCUGUCUCGAUCUAAUAGUUGAGCUGAUUGGAAUUUGGCCAGUUUUCUUGUAAAGUUCUUGAUUAGUCAUAUGAGCUUCAGCUUGAUUGAUGCCCAGCAUGAUCCGAUAACACUCUCUGGCAAGAUGUCGAGUUUGUGCUCCAGUGCCUCAGUGAGCACCCAAGACUUGCAUCCAUAAAGCAGGACAGAUAUGCAAACUGCAUUGAAAAGCUGCAUCUUAAACUUCACUUUCGGUCUGGGUGAUCUCCGGAUGGUUUUGAGUUUGGUAAAGGCAGCCCAGGCGAGGGAGAUUCGAUUCUCGACAUCUUUCUCGGUUGAUACUAUAUAAGACCCCAGAUACUUGAAGUUAUUGACAAUCGCGAUUUUGUUUCCAUCGAUGACGAGUUGUGUUUGAGUUUGGGAUUUGUCGUUAAGUUGAAUUUGGACGGUGUAUUCUUUUUAACUCAAGCCCUACCACGGCAGCGUUUUGCUGGUUGGUAGAAAGUUGUUGUUGUGCCCGAGUUUUAUCGUUUUCAAAAAGUGCAAUGUCGUCCGCGAAUGAAAGAUCGUUCAGCUUACGUUCAGGUGUUUCUUCUAUUUUCUUUGCGCAAGAUUGUUGCGGUCAUUGACUUUUUGGUUUUAGAGAUGUUUCUUUGUGUGUUAGGUAUCCAAAAUCGCCUGCAGAUUGUUUGGAGACAUAAUCUAUGACUAUUAUAAAGAGAAACGGUGCUAGAAUGUCUCCUUGUAGGACUCCUGUUGUGAUGAUGAAAGGUUCUGACAGCUCACCUCCAACAUACACUUGACUUGUCGAUUGAUUGUACAUGACUCUGACAGCACUGACAAUUUCUGCUGGUAUUCCAUAAUGACGCAAGAUGGCAAACAUCAUUUCUCAGUUGAUCGAGUCGAAGGCUUUCUUGAAGUCAAUAAGUGUGAUGUACAUUGGGAUGUCUUGUGCGUUUGCUCCCUCCAUGAUUCUGCGAAGAAUGUGGAUUUGUUGAGCACAACCGCGACCUGUUCUGAAGCCUGCUUGGUUGUUUCAGAGCAGUUUGUCGAUUGGGUCUCGUAUGCGGUUGAGUAACACUCGAUUGAAGACUUUGGCUGCUAUUGACAUCAAGCUGAUUCCUCGAUAGUUUGUCAUAAGUUGUGAGUUUCCUUUCUUUGGAAUUGGGUUAAUCAGACUUGAUGUCCAUUGUUUUGGUGCUGUAAGCUGUCUGUAUACCAACUGACAGAUGAUGUGUAGUUGGCUUACCACAAAGUCGCCUCCGUCUUUUAGCACCUCGGCUGUCAUUGCAUAGUCUGGGCCUGGUGCUUUAUUUCGGUUGAAGGUUUCAAUUGCAUUGUCGACUUCCUCUCGAGUUAUAUUGCCUAAUGGUAUGCCCGAGGUGUCGGUUGUUGGUAAUGGGCAGUUUUCAAGGUUAACUUUCAGGCUCUUGUUGUUUAAUAGAGCCGAGAAGUAUUUUGACCAUUCGCUUAGGAGUUCGGACUUGGAGCUGGGAAUACUGCCAUCAAGCAUUCGAACCAUGUUGGCGGAAGUGGCUUUUGGUUUUUCAGUGAUGUAAUUUACUAGCUUCCAGACUUUGCAGUACUCGUGGUGUUUGUUCGCUAGUUCUAAUGCGUCGAGCUUGGCGUUGAUAUAGGCAUCAUUGUCUGCUUCGAAAGCUUGUGCGACUUGUGCCUGUACAUUUUGUGCCUGUACCGUUUUUUUGAGUUAGCUUAAAUUUCGCUUUCAGAUCUCCUUCUUUGGUGAUGAGCUGGAGUGUGGUGUUGCUGACCCAGCUCGGUUGUUUAGAUUUUGGCCGUUUUCCGAGAACUUUUUCAUUUCAAAAAACGUUUGAAAAAAUUCAGUGCAUUUGCUCUCUCUUGAAUUUCGUCUUGUGGUUCUUGGAUUGCCGCUUCAUCAAAGAGGGAUUCAAAUCGGUUUUUCACUUCCAUGUUGAAUUCGUGUGUGAAUUUUGGGAUUUUCAAUUUCUCGUACAUGAAAGUGCAUCUAGCAUUAGGUGGUGUCUUGCUAGAUCUCAGCGCAAGCUUGAAUUUGGCACUCACAAUCUUGUGGUCUGAUCCGAUGCUGCAGGUGUUGUAUAUACGACAGUUCUUUACAGAAGUCCACCACUUUGUGUUGAACAAAAUGUGGUUGAGUUGGUAAUAUUCGCCUUUUGGGCUGCUGUAGGUGCACAGCCUUGUCGGUCGGUUUUGGGAACCAAGAGUUGGCUGGUUGAAGUCUCGCCAUUUCACACAUGCGAAUCAUUCGUGACCCAUUGUCUUUGGUUGUCGUAUGAUAGCAGUGACUGCCUACAACUCUUGGGUUUGUUGUAUGACUGUCAGUACCAAUUCGUGCAUUAAAGUCUCAUGCAAGAAUGGUGAUCGUGUGUGGUGGAAUUGACUCGGUUAGCUCAGUUAGGUCAUUAUAAAACUCGUCUUUGUCAUGUUCUUCGGCUGUCUCUGUUGGGGCGUACGCUGAGACUAUGCAUACUUUUGGAUUGCCCUUGAUAUGUGCGAUUAUUAUGUGCUCCGAUUUGACCGUGAUUGAGGUGGUUAACUGAGCAAUCUUGCUGUUGUACAGAAUGGCUACUCCAUGGCAAAUGGAUGACGAGUCUGAGUGUGCCAGUGUCCUGUUGCUGCGUUGUUUGUGUUGACUAUGGCCCACCGUAUUGGAUAUUUUUUGCUGGUGCUCUUGGAGUGCUACGAUGUCGAUUUCGUAUUUCUCGCAGUCGGCUAUAAUGCGAUUGAUUUUGUGCAUGAUGAGUUUGCUUGUUUCGGUGCUGAUGGUAUCGUUCAGCUUUCUCACGUUGUAGGUGGCCAUGGAGAAGUGCUUGUUUUUUGGUUUUGGUUUUCCAAUCUUUGCAUAUUUUUCAGUGGCUGGCAGAUUGGUUGAACAGCCACCGUGGACCUUGAUAACCUGAGCGACGGCCGAGCCAGUAUGUUUAGAAUUUGGUUGUGUUUUCAUAUUGUUUAUACUACGUAGAUUUUCCUUAUUCCAGGUAAGACCAUGAUGGGAUACGAGCCCUCAUGCACGGACUAGCAGUGGGUUCGCCUUUCCAAGGUCUCCUUUUACUUGCCUAGCCCUACCCUCAAAAAGCCUUUCUAGGGUUAAACCCUGUACUUUCCUUAAUGAGGUUUAGUUAUUACCGCUGCGUCCCAGUAGUACUCACGAUAGUUUCUCUAGCUAUCGGUCCCCAUAACCAUAUUGAUCAGAGAUCUUCUGGUAGGUUAUCCAACUAGACCCUUUCAGAUCAGUUUAACAUCAUGAUCAGGACAUUUUGUUUAUAGAGUAAGAUUUUGGUCUCGGGACAAAGGUCAACGUCUAGUCCAAUAAAAGAGAGAGAGAGAUACAUUUCUCUUUAACAUUUCGUCAUAUUAUUUCUACAUCAGUGUUUGUUUAUGUCCAGAGGGAUCUUCUGUGGACAUUAAAGUGUAGAUUUUUAAGGAGUUUUGACACAUCAGUGUCUUCAUCAUUGCUUUUCAUAAGUUUUGUGAAUGUUUAAUUUGAAGUCAUGUCUUGUCCAUGUUAUUAACAGUCUGGAAAAUGGAGAGAACUAUACAGUAUACGUAGAGGGAGGAUUCAAGCAAGAGUAUGUAAAUAUGUGGAUAAAUGUAAAGGAAAGAAAAGUUAAUUUUCACCUGAGCCUGAGGAUUUUUGUAAUGCUGAUUUUUUUUAAAUAAUUGUCUUUUAAACAACAUUUUGUAUUAAUGGCAUUUUUGUCCUUUUUUCUAAUGAAACAGCAGAUAAUUGAGCACUCUGAUGCGGCUGAUGACAGUAACUGAGCAAAGUGCCACAGAUUCUUAGUCACAUUAUUUUAUUGUUGUUCACUGGAAACACACUUCAUUUGUCUUCAUCAUCGCAGGUGCUGCACAUCUUUUGUGGAAGCCAAACACUGAAUUAUUACUGUUGAAAUAUUUGCAUCUUAAAGCUGGAAAUAAUGAAAUGUCAUUAUCUUCUAAAGGACCACAGACAGCAACAGUAAUUGUCAUUUACCUGCAACAGCACAUCCGGCUUUCAAAAUCAAGUAAAUUGAAUUACACAUACUGUAGACGCCCUGUAUAUCAUAUUAUUGUAGCAUGUGAUGGUUGAUAUAGUUUAGAUUUCAGUGUUAUUAAAUCAAAGCGUGUCUCCCCAUUAGACAUAAUGAGAAUACACAUUCAGGAAAUGUAUGAGUUUAUUAUUUCAGUAUCAUUGUUCCUCUGCAGGUGGCUUCUGAACUACAGGAAUUACUUGAAAAUAACACUUUCUUAGUGAAUGCAAUUUUGUUAUGUUUUAUUGUUGUGCACACUCUUGUCUGUCAGGUUUGAUGCUAAAAAACAUUUUUCAAUUGAUUUGCAAACACAUUUUUUCCCCAUUUGGAGUUAAACAUACUGGAGAAAUUCUGUCCCUUACAUUUACAUAUUUUUUUCCUUCACAAUAAGCUCCAAAUUGAUCAUAUUUUGUCUUUUCCAAAGCUGUUAGUGAAGUGAUUUGGUUAUUUUCAUUGUUUCAAGUGUUCAUUAGAUGAAAUGUUGUUUUAAAAUCUCUGUUUUUGACACAACAUCUACUGUAUGUUAGGCCCAAUGUUGUUUUGGAAAUGGUUGAUAAAGAAUGUCUUUUAAAAAACUGAAUUCAGUAACAUUUCAAGUUUAGCACAAAGCCCUCUACAUUCAUUGAACAUUUGUACAAAGUCUCUGUCCCCUAUAUUUUAUGCUUGUUUCAGUUGAUUUUGUCAUUGUUUUAAUGGAGACAGAGCUCCACACACUAAGUUUUGAAACAUGAUAUUGCUUAUUGACCAAUACAUUUAUACCAUGGAAUUCUGUUCUGACUUUUCUCACUUUUACCUGUUUGUAAGUUUGCACAAUAAUGAAAUGAAGCAUACAAUUAUAAGAAUUUGAAAUGUAAUGCACUAUGCUACUUUUUUUUAUAAAAGGUAAGAAGAGCUAACAAAAACCUUUGUAAUUAGAUUACAGUAUUGGUGUCAUGGUAUGAAAUGUUCAUGGUAUGAUAAUCUUCACAAAAAAUACAGCGGUAUCAAGGUGCCUUGCUAAAAUGAUUAGAAAAAUACAGCAAUGAGUCGUCUGACUGGAUGAUGGCCUAGGAUGUCACAGUGAAUGUCGAGUACAGUUAUAUGUUGUUAAUAAAGUAACCACGAUUAAUUUUGUGGUUACUGUAAAUGUACAAAAAAAAUACCAGAGUGAAACCAUGAUUACUGUAGUAAAACCAAGGUUGUUUUUUCUAAGGGAAGGUUAGGUUUAGGGGUAGAGGUGUAUGUAGUGUGUCUGUGGGACUCUAAAUAAACACAAUAAACACACUGCAGUGAUGCCCAUACUGUAUGUUAAUAUUUAAAUAUGGGUGCAAAUAGUAUCUGACACUAUUUGCACCAAGGUUGGGGUGAAAAUAAUAUCUGCCACUAUUUGUACUGGGGUGUAAAUAGCAUCUGUCUUUUUUUAAACACAGGCAGCAUUACAAAUUGUAAUACUAGGGGUGUAACGAUUCAUCAAUCUGGAUUGUUGCAUCGAUCCAAUAACCAACAAUCCAAUGUUAUCGAUACAACUCGUAAAUAUCGAUAUAGACAUUUUUUAAUAUGUACCUUUAUUUUAAUACUCUCAUGUCAGCCAUGUCCGUACGCAUAUCCGUCAGGUGAUGAAGAAACCUUAUUACAUUCAUUUCACUUUAUGAGCGCUAAAUACGCUUUUCAUGUGGGACAAGGAU
Molecule: messenger RNA, 9247 nt
Organism: Myxocyprinus asiaticus (Chinese sucker)
Lineage: Eukaryota; Metazoa; Chordata; Actinopteri; Cypriniformes; Catostomidae
Product: ephrin-B1-like
Exons: 5
Coding region: 283-1260 (325 amino acids)
Biological process (GO): ephrin receptor signaling pathway; axon guidance
Cellular component (GO): plasma membrane
Molecular function (GO): ephrin receptor binding
Source: RefSeq, a predicted model, not a curated record